GCCCUCAGGUCCCCGGGGCUGCCCGCAGCGAUGCCUGACGCAGCGCCUACCUCCUUUCCCUCCUCUCCGCCCGCUGCCGGGCCUCUUUCCUAACGAGACGCCUUCACACGUCGUCUUCGUCCCCUCAGGCGGCCAUGCUGAGGUGUCAGCUCCAAGAAGGAGUGGGACGAGCGGCCCGGCAGCGUGCGAGCGGCCCGGCAGGGGAGGCGGAAGAGCGGCCGGCAGGAUGGGCUGACGUGGCCCUAGAGCCCGCUGGCGGCGCAUGUGCGCUGCCGCUCGGUGCCAUGGCGGAGCAGGGGGAGGGAGAGGAGGCGAGCGGCCCGUCUGUGCUAUUCCUGCAUCCGGACCUGGGACUGGGCGGCGCGGAGCGGCUGGUGGUGGACGCGGCGCUGGCGCUGAAGGCUCGGGGCUGCCAAGUGCAGGUGUGGACGGCGCACUACGAUCCCGGGCGCUGCUUUGCCGAGACGCGGCAGCUGGCGGUGCACCGCGCCGGGGCCUGGCUGCCGCGCAGCUUCUGGGGCCGCGGGCACGCGGUGUGCGCCGCGCUGCGCAUGGUCUUCGUGGCGCUCUACGUCCUGCUGCUCAGCGGGCAGCACGCCGAUGCCUUUAUCUGCGAUCAGGUGUCCGCUUGCAUUCCGAUACUCAGGCUGGCCAGAACACGGAAGAAGGUUUUGUUUUACUGUCACUUUCCUGAUCAGCUCCUUACCAAGAGAGAAUCUUUUCUAAAGCGCCUCUACAGAAUGCCACUGGAUUGGCUGGAAGAGUACACCACUGGCAUGGCAGACUGCAUCGUUGUGAACAGCAAAUUCACUGCCAGUGUGUUCAAGGAGACAUUUAAAUCCUUGUCUCACAUAAACCCAGAUGUCCUUUAUCCAUCUCUCAACACCAGUAGCUUUGAGACAGUGGUUCCUGUGGACAUAGUUGACUUGAUUCCCAAAAAGAGCAAGUUCUUGUUUCUAUCUAUUAAUAGGUACGAAAGAAAAAAGAACCUCGCGUUGGCUCUUGAAGCUUUGCAUGAGCUUCGAGGAAGACUUGAUUCUCAUCAGUGGAGUGAAGUUCACUUGGUUAUGGCAGGUGGCUAUGAUAAACGAGUUCUGGAAAAUGUGGAGCAUUAUGAAGAACUAAGGAAAAUUGCAACUGAGCUUAACGUUAGUGACCAUGUCACUUUUGUGAGAUCAUUCACAGAUGAACAAAAAAUCUCUCUUCUUAGUAACUGUGUGUGUGUGCUGUACACACCAAGUAACGAACACUUUGGCAUUGUUCCUCUGGAGGCAAUGUACAUGAGACGUCCAGUUAUAGCAGUUAAUUCGGGUGGUCCUUUAGAAUCAAUUUUGAAUAACGUUACAGGAUUCUUGUGUGAUCCUCUGCCAACACAAUUCUCUGAGGCCAUGGAAAAAAUCGUGAGAGAUCCUCUCUUGAAGGACUCAAUGGGAGCAGCUGGGAGAGUCAGAUUUAUGGAAAAAUUUUCCUCAGAAGCAUUCUCAGAACAACUGUAUCAAUACAUAUGCAGACUAACACAAUAAAAUUGUAUUUUUUUAAUUA
Messenger RNA from Lagopus muta (rock ptarmigan), 1542 nucleotides. It is a transcript of the gene ALG2, whose product is annotated as ALG2 alpha-1,3/1,6-mannosyltransferase. Gene Ontology annotation, molecular function: GDP-Man:Man(1)GlcNAc(2)-PP-Dol alpha-1,3-mannosyltransferase activity; alpha-1,3-mannosyltransferase activity. The record is from RefSeq and is a predicted model, not a curated record. Lineage: Eukaryota; Metazoa; Chordata; Aves; Galliformes; Phasianidae. The transcript has 2 exons. Bases 135 to 1523 code for a protein of 462 amino acids.